CACCUACCAUGAUGGAAUCUGGUCUGUCAUCAUCCACUUAUCCUCUACUACACCUCAACACCAGCAGCUACGUCAAUAACAGCAAUAACUGGAGUGGCCUUGUUGACAGUGAUUCACUGAGGAUCAAUCGCACCCUGAGCGGCCACAACCUCUUCCACAAAGCCCUGCUGGGGGUCUUUCUGGGACUCAUCUCUCUCCUUACCAUCUUCAUGAACCUACUUGUGCUCUACGCUGUGAAGCGAGAGAAGAGCCUGCAUACUGUCGGGAACCUCUACAUCGUCAGCUUGUCGGUGGCUGAUCUGAUUGUAGGGACCACAGUCAUGCCUCUGAACUUGGUGUAUUUACUUGAGGAUGAAUGGAGGCUGGGUCGGGCUGUCUGCCAGUUUUGGCUCAUUAUGGACUACGUGGCGAGCACAGCCUCGAUUUUCAGCUUGUUCAUCCUGUGCUUGGACCGGUACCGCUCUGUCAGACAACCACUUAAGUACCUAAAGUAUCGAACACGAGGAAAAGCCAGUGUGAUGAUUUCUGGAGCCUGGCUGCUGUCGAUAAUGUGGAUAAUUCCAAUUUUAGGAUGGAGGUCAUUCACACAUGUAGAGCUAAAACCUGAAGAGGAGAACAAGUGUGACACGGAUUUUCGCUUCGUCACAUGGUUUAAGGUCAUUACUGCCGUCUUCAACUUCUAUGUGCCCUCGAUUUUGAUGCUGUGGUUCUACACGCACAUCUACUUGGCUGUGAGACAGCAUCUGAGGGACAGGGAGAGAAUCAUCCAUCCAACUGACUCGUUUGGAAAUGAGAAUGGACAAAAUGUUAAAACAACUGAGAAAAAUUCCUCCAAAUCAACUGAGAGGGAGUGUGAAGCUCCGCUGAAACUCUCUAAAAAGCAACGCUUGUUGGAUCACAACACUCUCGAUCAGGUGUAUUCACUCGAAGAGGCUGAUAAAGUCAAAGCUGCUCCUUCUGCAUCUCACAGGAAAAUUGUUGUCAAGUGCCAGCAGACAUCACUGCUAGCCAUGACAACAGAGCGACUCAGAGUGGCACGAAAGGCCAAAAGGUGCUCCUUGGCCCCAGAGGGGAAGCAGCCAGAUGUUGAUAUUCCCAUGAGGAACAAUUCUGUGCCAACGGAUGUCAUUUCCUCCGAGGGAAAUUAUGAGCACAAACUUCAAGCAUCAUUAAACGAAUGUCACGUCACAAUACCAAACUCAGCUAGCGGCGUCUGCGAUAUCAGUCAGGUGUCAGAUGUGCAGAGAUACACUUCUGCGCUCUAUACCACCUACGACCCCAGUCACGCUCUGCGGUGGACGGAUGAAGGGGUUGAAGACGCUGAAUUGGACCCGGCCAACGCCGUGACUCUGAAACAGGCAUGGCAAAAGUUUAUAGACCAAUCACGUCAGCGCAUCCAGAGUCUGAGGAUCCAUAAAGAGCACAAAGCAGCCAAGCAGUUAGGCUUCAUAAUCGCUGCCUUCUUGCUGUGCUGGAUUCCGUACUUCAUAGCUUUCAUGGUCAUGGCAUUCUGCAGAGAGUGUGUGCACCAUGACCUGCACAUGUUCACGAUAUGGCUGGGUUACAUCAACUCCACUCUCAACCCUUUCAUAUACCCACUCUGUAAUGGGAACUUUAAAAGGGUCUUUAAAAGCAUUCUGAACAUUCGCUUGUGA
Molecule: messenger RNA, 1655 nt
Organism: Paralichthys olivaceus (Japanese flounder)
Lineage: Eukaryota; Metazoa; Chordata; Actinopteri; Pleuronectiformes; Paralichthyidae
Source: RefSeq, a predicted model, not a curated record